Messenger RNA from Podospora anserina S mat+, 936 nucleotides. RefSeq lists its product as uncharacterized. The record is from RefSeq and is a predicted model, not a curated record. Gene Ontology annotation, biological process: protein lipoylation. NCBI's taxonomy places the organism in Eukaryota, Fungi, Ascomycota, Sordariomycetes, Sordariales, Podosporaceae. Gene Ontology annotation, cellular component: mitochondrion; cytoplasm. Bases 1 to 936 code for a protein of 311 amino acids. Gene Ontology annotation, molecular function: lipoyltransferase activity. The transcript has a single exon.
AUGGCCACACCUGCCCUCCGAAAUGCCUGGCGCAUACGCUCCAUAUUAUCAACGAGGCACGCUCGGCCAAUAACCACCAAAGCAAUCUCCCAAAAGUUCCAAAUCUACACCUCCAGCUCAGCCAACCCAUACCUCAACCUCUCCAUCGAGCACCACCUCCUCGAAAAGUCCGACCCCGACUCGACCGUCCUCUUCCUCUACACAAACGACCCAUGCGUGGUCAUUGGCCGCAACCAAAACCCCUGGACCGAAGUCAACCUUCCACAACUAGCACAGACAAGAAUAAAAUUCGGCCAGCUCAAGCACCACCUCGUCCGCCGGCGCUCAGGAGGGGGAACCGUCGUCCAUGAUCACGGCAACGCGAACUGGUCCGUCAUCUGCCCCAAGGAUGUCUUCGAUAGGGAUAAGCACGCGCUCAUGGUGGUGGAAGCGCUGAAGAAUAUGGGAAUAAAGGGUGUCAAGGUCAACGAAAGACAUGAUAUUGUUCAGGAAGCGCAAGAUGCCGAAGGACCCGAGCCUGCACCGUCGACAUACAAAAUCUCGGGUUCAGCGUACAAAUUGACGGGCAAGCGCGCGUUGCACCAUGGUACAUUACUUCUCAACUCUGACUUGAGCGAUAUCUCGGGGUUGUUGCGCAGCCCAGCAGCACCAUAUAUCGCCGCCCAGGGCGUGGAAAGUGUCCGGAGCCCAGUCUGCAACGUGGGAGUGGAGGAUAAUACCGACUUCUACAAGGCCGUUAUCGACCAGUUCAUGACCAUGUAUCCGGAUAGCCAGUCGGCUGAGGUGAAAGAGGUGGAACAGCAAGAGGCGCUGAACCAUGACAAUAUUUGGAAAGGGGUUCAAGAGCUACUGGUCCGUUCUCCCCCCUACCUUCCCCUACGCCAAAUACUAACAUCACCAUCAGUCCCCAAAAUGGCUCUGGGAAUCCACCCCUAA